This is a messenger RNA of Myotis davidii, 933 nucleotides long. Its product is annotated as serine/threonine-protein phosphatase 4 catalytic subunit-like. Gene Ontology annotation, cellular component: cytoplasm; nucleus. The record is from RefSeq and is a predicted model, not a curated record. Gene Ontology annotation, biological process: peptidyl-serine dephosphorylation; double-strand break repair via homologous recombination. Gene Ontology annotation, molecular function: protein serine/threonine phosphatase activity. The transcript has 2 exons. Lineage: Eukaryota; Metazoa; Chordata; Mammalia; Chiroptera; Vespertilionidae.
AUGGGGGACUUUGUGGAUUGUGGUUUCUACAGCGUUGAAACGUUCCUCCUGCUGCUGGCACUUAAGGUUCACUAUCCUGAUCGAAUCACCCUGAUCGGGGGCAACCAUGAGAACCGUCAGAUCACACAGGUCUGUGGCUUCUAUGAUGAGUGCCUGCGUAAAUAUGGCUUGGUGACCGUGUGCCGCUACUGCACUGAGAUCUUUGACUACCUCAGCCUGUCAGCCAUCAUUGAUGGCAAGAUCUUCUGCAUGCACAGGGGCCUCUCCCCCUCCAUCCAGACCCUUGACCAGAUCCGGACGAUUGACCGAAAGCAGGAGGUGCCUCAUGAUGGUCCCAUGUGUGACCUGCUCUGGUCUGACCCUGAAGACACAACAUGCUGCGGUGUGAGCCCCUGUGAGGCUGGCUACCUAUUUGGCAGUGACGUGGUGGCUCAGUUCAAUGCAGCCAACAACACUGACAUGAUCUUCCGUGCCCACCAACUGGUGAUGGAAGGUUACAAGUAGCACUUCAAUGAGACUGUGCUCACUGUGUGGUCGGCACCCAACUACUGCUACCGCUGUGGGAAUGUGGCAGCCAUCUUGCAGCUGGAUGAGCAUCUCCAGAAAGAUUUUAUCAUCUUUGAGGCUGCUCCCCAAGAGACGCGGGGCAUCCCCUCCAAGAAGCCUGUGGCCGACUACUUCCUGUGACCCCUUUGUCCUCUGCCUCCCACCCCCCUCCAGUCCCUCUGGCCCUUGGACCACUGUGACUCUACCCUCUUCUCCAGAUGGAGGCUGGGCAUGGGGGGCUGUCCCCAGCGCUGCUCUCCCUCAAAGAGGGCACUUCGAGGGUGAGGACGUCCUCUGGAGAGGCUCGGAGCCUGAGCUCCAUGCUCCUCUCCUUUCUCCCCAUCUGAACCAUGAAGUUUCCAAUAAUUUUUGUUUUUCUUUUUUUCA